AUGCCCACUGACAUUACUCCUGACAAGCUGGAGAUCUUUUUCAAACAAUGGGAUGCCAAUAUUGAAGCAUACAACAAGGCCAUGGAAUGCUGGGACAAGUAUAAACAAAAGCAGGCUAAGUUAGAAACCACAGAGAAGGCUAAAGAGGAGAGGAAAAGAAAAAGGGCCUUGAGACUUGAAAAGGCAAAGGAGGAGGCAAAGGCAAAGGCUGCUACUGCUGCUGCAGAGAAGCAGUGGUUAGAAGAUGAGGCAAAGGCUAAGGCUUUGGAGGAGGCUAGGAAAGCCAUGGAGGCUGAGAAGGAAAAAGAGAAGGAGAAGGAGAAGAAAGGUGAUAAAGAGAAUAAGGAUAGUAGCAGGUCCAAAGGGGAUGACAAGAGGGAGAAGGAUCCAAAAGAAGGGUGUUGA
Molecule: messenger RNA, 405 nt
Organism: Desarmillaria tabescens
Lineage: Eukaryota; Fungi; Basidiomycota; Agaricomycetes; Agaricales; Physalacriaceae
Exons: 1
Coding region: 1-405 (134 amino acids)
Source: RefSeq, a predicted model, not a curated record